CUUCGAAAAACCAGCGGGAGCAGGUGCACCUCCUAAUCUUGACCUUUACUUCUCGUGCCACCCCAUUAUCUUUUCUCUCCAACCCCUGAUCCCAUUAUCACCUUCCUUCCCCUUUCCUCCUUCCAUCCUCUGUACCUGCAACUUUAUUUAUUUAACCCUCCACCACUAAAUUACUUCCCUAAAUUACCUUAUAUGUCAUCUCCUCCAUUUACCCUUUCACCUCGUAAGCAGCCUCUAGAUUCUUUUAAUUUCUGUCGCACGAUUGUUGGAGCGACGUAUUUUUUUCCUCAUAAACUCGUCCAGGCUUAGAGAUGAAGCGUCCGCAUGCCCGCGAUGAUGACAAGAUGAAAAAGCUGAAGAUGGUGGAUGUCGAUGAGCGGGCUGACCAUUGGGCUGCUGGGAACCCUAGUGCUUCUGUGUAUUUCGACGAUAAUCUGCUGUUCGAGGUGUUGAAGCACGUGGACGCGAGGACGCUGGCGAUGGCGGCUUGUGUGAGCAAGCAGUGGCACAAGACGGCGCUGGAUGAGCGGCUUUGGGAGCUGAUCUGCACCAAGCAGUGGGCUAACACCGGCUGUGGUGAGCAGCAGCUGCGAUCCGUGGUCCUUGCCCUCGGUGGCUUCCGUCGUCUCCACGCGCUCUACCUCUGGCCUCUCUCCAAGCCCCAGUCCUCUUCCGCAUCCGCGUCGGGCCCCUCCUCCUCCUCCUCCUCCUCGUCAGCGUCUUGGCCUACGUUCCCGCCGAUGAUUCGCUCCAAACCAUCCCCGAGGUUAGGGAAAGACGAGGUUCAUCUCUCCCUGUCGCUCCUCUCUAUUCGCUAUUACGAGAAAAUGAAUUUCAAUAACAGAAGCAGAUGAACUUUUCAUACCUACUUCUGAUUCCACCUAUUUUAUCAUCUUCUGCCUGUGAGGGUUCGGUUUUGGAGUUAUUCUUGUGCAGAUUUUGGAUUUCAGAUACUAGAUCUGUAAUUUUAUUAACUACCAAUAUCCGUUUGUUGGAUAAAUUUGGAAGGAAUUGUUGAAUGAGAUGUAUUAUAAUUAUAAUAUUGAUAAAUCGAAAGAUUGAAUUCUGAUU
Messenger RNA from Prosopis cineraria, 1071 nucleotides. Its product is annotated as F-box protein GID2-like. NCBI's taxonomy places the organism in Eukaryota, Viridiplantae, Streptophyta, Magnoliopsida, Fabales, Fabaceae. Gene Ontology annotation, molecular function: protein binding. Bases 312 to 854 code for a protein of 180 amino acids. Gene Ontology annotation, biological process: regulation of gibberellic acid mediated signaling pathway. Gene Ontology annotation, cellular component: SCF ubiquitin ligase complex. The transcript has a single exon. The record is from RefSeq and is a predicted model, not a curated record.